AUGGACCCCGAGAUCAGGAAGAAGUGUACCGACGUUCUGGAGCAUUUCUUCAAACUGGACAGCUGCGAGCCCUUCCGCGAACGUGUGAACUGGGAAGAAUGGGGUCUGUACGACUAUCUGCAGGUAGUCAAGGAACCCAUGGACCUAGGUACGAUCCGGAGCAAGCUGAGCAAGAACGAGUACAAGAAGCCCGCCGAGUUUGCACGGGACACGCGUCUAGUGUGGAGCAAUUGCAAGCUCUACAACCAGGACGGAUCGGACCUGUAUCUACUGGCUGAUGAGCUUGCGCAGAAGUUCGAGGACCGUGUCAAGACGAUGAAGCUGGACGUGGGCCCCGUAUCCAGAGCUGACAAGAGUAUCCCAGCUCCGAGUCUAGAAGAAAAGAUCUACUUCAGCCAGAACAUAUACAAAGUCGCGCCCAAGGAUAUGGGCGCGAUUGUGCAGCUGUUGGAAGAGCAGUGCCCGAAAGCGCUGGACAAGAGCUCACCGGACGAGCUAGACGUUGUCAUUGACCACAUUGACAACAAGACGUUCCGUGACCUGGAGAAGUUUGUGCUGGAAAAGGUGCCGGAAGGAAGUCGCGAGCCGAUUGCCACGCCCAGGUCCUCGAAGAAGUCCCGACGACCGUCGAGUAAAAAGACUAAAAUUGAAGCAUGA
Messenger RNA from Hyaloperonospora brassicae, 657 nucleotides. NCBI's taxonomy places the organism in Eukaryota, Oomycota, Peronosporomycetes, Peronosporales, Peronosporaceae. The record is from the annotation of a GenBank genome assembly.